Panicum virgatum (switchgrass) is the source of this 1381-nucleotide messenger RNA. Its product is annotated as nicotianamine synthase 2-like. The transcript has a single exon. The record is from RefSeq and is a predicted model, not a curated record. Gene Ontology annotation, biological process: nicotianamine biosynthetic process. Lineage: Eukaryota; Viridiplantae; Streptophyta; Magnoliopsida; Poales; Poaceae. The coding region runs from base 124 to 1107 and encodes 327 amino acids. Gene Ontology annotation, molecular function: nicotianamine synthase activity.
CCAUCACUCAGCAAGCAAGGAGCCAGCACACGAGCAGUCGAGCACUCGCCCCCUUUGAGCACAAGACCCAUCAUCAGCUGCGGCGUCUCUUCUCUCACGGCAACUCAAGCUACUACUGCAGGCAUGGAGGCCACCCAGAACGUGGAGGUCACCGCCCUGGUGCAGAAGAUCGCCGGCCUCCACGCCGCCAUCUCCAAGCUGCCGUCGCUGAGCCCGUCCCCCAAGGUUGACGCGCUCUUCACCGACCUCGUCAUGGCCUGCGUCCCGCCGAGCCCCGUUGACGUGACCAAGCUCGACCCGGAGGCGCAGAGGAUGCGCGAGGAGCUCAUCCGCCUCUGCUCCGACGCCGAGGGCCACCUCGAGGCGCACUACUCCGACAUGCUUGCCGCCUUCGACAACCCGCUCGACCACCUCCGCCGCUUCCCCUACUUCAGCAACUACAUCAACCUGAGCAAGCUGGAGUACGACCUCCUGGUCCGCUACGUCCCCGGCCUCGAGCCUUCCCGGGUCGCCUUCGUCGGGUCAGGCCCCCUGCCCUUCAGCUCGCUCGUGCUCGCCGCGCGCCACCUGCCCAACACGGUGUUCGACAACUACGACCGGUGCGCCGACGCCAACGACCGCGCCCGGAAGCUAGUCCGCGCGGACGCGGACCUGCGCAAGCGAAUGUCCUUCCACACCACCGAUGUCGCCGACCUCACGGACGAGCUCCACAAGUACGACGUGGUCUUCCUGGCCGCGCUCGUCGGCAUGGUGGCCGAGGACAAGGCCAAGAUCGUCGCCCACCUUGGCAGGCACAUGGCCGACGGGGCGGCCCUCGUCGUGCGGAGCGCGCACGGGGCUCGCGGGUUCCUGUACCCCAUCGUCGAUCCCGAGGACAUCCGCCGCGGCGGGUUCGACGUGCUGGCCGUGUACCACCCGGACGACGAGGUGAUCAACUCCGUCAUCAUCGCGCGCAAGGUCGACGCCGACGCGAUCGGGCCUCAGAAUGGACAGGCGCACGCUCGCCGCGCGGUGCCGAUAGUGAGCCCGCCUUGCAAGUGCUGCAAGAUGGAGGCGAGCGCGCUCCAAAAGAGGGAGGAGGUGGCGGCGAAGGAGAUGUCCGUUUGAUGUGGCGCGACGAGGAGCUGCACCAGCUGGUAAUAACAACAUGCUGUUGAUCACUUCAAUUUCGUGUUAUCUCCGUGUGUACUUUUUCUUCUUCUAUGCCAUGCGUUGUGUUAGUGUGCUUUAUUACCUAUAUAUGUGAUGUAUGCCAAUAAUACUUGUGUUUCCGAUGUGGAAGACAUCGAUGAGGAUAAUGUUGCAAGGGAAGGAAUAAUACCACAUGUGUUUGUAAGUGCGCCAUCAAAAAUAAAAAUGAUUUCUCUCCUAACGGAAAUAA